Oncorhynchus gorbuscha (pink salmon) is the source of this 5357-nucleotide messenger RNA. RefSeq names its product rap1 GTPase-activating protein 2-like. Bases 591 to 2636 code for a protein of 681 amino acids. Gene Ontology annotation, biological process: activation of GTPase activity; regulation of small GTPase mediated signal transduction. Gene Ontology annotation, molecular function: GTPase activator activity. The transcript has 21 exons. Lineage: Eukaryota; Metazoa; Chordata; Actinopteri; Salmoniformes; Salmonidae. The record is from RefSeq and is a predicted model, not a curated record. Gene Ontology annotation, cellular component: cytoplasm; plasma membrane.
UACUCAUUCUAAGACAAAACUAAAGUGUGUAAAUAGUUUAUUGAAAACGGUUCCGUAGUUCCUUGUCGUGAACCGGAGGCAGAGGUUCAAAUUAGAAGAGUGAAUGAGGAUGAAAGUAAAUGUGGGUAGACACACAGGCAGGACCUGUUCCACUUCGUCAGUGAACAACAGGACAUGCCACUCCUGUUUGGGGGCUUUGAAUGAAAUAAGCUGAACGUAGCAGAGAACACUAAUUCUCCAAGGACAAAGUGAAGGAAGAGGGAGGUUUUAGUUGUUGUUGAAGAAAGGAUUGUUUGAGGCAGAUAUAAAGGAAAUGAAGGAGGUGAAGACCAGGUCAUGAAAGAAGAGGAAGAGAGAGCGAGGAAACCGUUUUUGCCGUUUUUCUCGUCCAUAUUUUUCUCGUCCGUCCGACUGAGGAGCCAGAAUGUGUAUUGCCGUGUUGUGCUACAGGAGGACUGACAGCGCAUUCCAAUAUCGUGAGACUGCUUCAUUUGUAAAUACCUGACAACUGGUACAUUUGCUUGAGAGAAACAUCUGCACAGGCAGAAACAGUGUGAAUGAAAGAAGGUUUGCAAUGAGAAGAAGUGUUUAUGCUGUUGACGUCUGCCGAGUUCUUCGACAUGCUGGAAAGGAUGCAGGAUGACUACAUCCCAUACCCGCGGAUAGAGGACGUGAGUCAGCGCUCUCAUAUCAGCUGGAUCAAAACACUAUGCACACACAACCAUGAAUACCACAAAACCCACAUUCUGGAGAAGGGUAGCCCAUACCCGCAGGUGAUCCUGCCCCAGUUUGGGGGUUACUGGAUUGAGGAUGCCGAGGCGCCUGCGGGCACCCCCACCUCCUCGGAGAGCAGCUUCUGUGAGGAGGAUGACGGAGGGGGCAUGAGCCCUGGGGUUGGGUUCGGCUUCAGGCUGGAGUGUAACAGCUCGGCCAGGGCCUACCGCAAACACUUCCUGGGCAGGGAGCAUAUGAACUACUACUGCACAGGCAGCAGUCUGGGGAACCUCAUUAUGUCACUGAAGCACGAGGAAGCAGAGGGCCAGGAGUUCCUCCGCAUCUUGCUCAGGUCGAGGACAAAGACACACCAUGACAGGAUCUCUCUGGCAGGCCUCAACCAGCUUCCCAGUGUAUCCCAGAUAGCCAAGCUCUUCUGUGAUGACGUGACUGGCCUGAAGUUCAACCCAGUCCUGUACCCCAGAGGCUCUCAGUUAAUAGUAGGUUAUGACGAACACGAAGUGAACAACACCUUUAAGUUUGGUGUCAUCUACCAGAAGUUUGGUCAGACGUCAGAGGAGGAGUUGUUUGGGAACAACGAGGAAACGCCAGCCUUCCGGGAGUUCCUCAGUGUUCUGGGAGACAACAUAGAGCUGAACGACUUUAAGGGGUUCCGUGGUGGUCUGGACGUAUCCCACGGUCAGACAGGCUCUGAGUCCGUCUACACCGUCUUCAGACAGAGAGAGAUUAUGUUCCACGUCUCCACUAAACUACCCUUCACCGAGGGAGACAUACAACAGCUCCAGAGGAAGAGGCACAUAGGCAAUGACAUCGUGGCGGCGGUCUUCCAGGAAGGUGCCACGCCCUUUGUGCCUGACAUGAUCGCCUCCAACUUCCUCCAUGCGUAUGUGCUGGUGCAGGUGGAGAACCCUGGUACUGAACACACAACAUACAAGGUGUCUGUUACAGCGAGGGAGGAUGUACCUCCGUUUGGACCACCUCUCCCCAAUCCAGCGGUCUUCAAGAAGGGUCCUGAGUUCCGCGACUUCCUCCUGACAAAGCUGAUCAAUGCAGAGAACGCCUGCUACAAGUCUGACAAGUUUGCCAAGCUAGAGGGGCGGACGCGAGCUGCACUGCUGGAUAACCUUCACGAUGAGCUCCACAGACAGACCCAAGUUACUCUGGGGCAAGGCCAGGCUGGGGAGGAGGACAAGCUGGAGAAUGGGGGCCAUGGGGGACUGCUGGAGUCCUUCAAGCGUGCCAUGCGCGUCCGGAGUCACUCCAUGGAGACCAUGGUGGGGUCCCACCGUCACCGGAGUCCAGGGGUGGGAGGGGGGGUCCCGGCCAGCUUGAGUGGAGGGGGGCUGCCACAGAGCACCGAGUGCACAAAGAGUACCUUCACGCCACCAGUGCUGUCAGCCAAGUCUCCCCUGAAGAGUCCAGUGAAGCGUCGUUCAGGCCUCUUCCCCCGCCUCCACUCAAGCACAGAGAGCCCCUCGGACAGACACACGCGCAGUGACCAAAAGACCCCAGACAUCUGCCCGCUCGGACAGGAAGGGAGGUCAGAGACGUGGUCCAACCCCAGCUCGCCAGAGAUCUGCCCCAACAAGGAGAGGCCGUUCCUCAAGCUGAAGGACUGCAGCAGCAGACCCAACAUCUCCCGCUCCUCCUCCAGCACCAGCAGCUUCAGCAGCACCACCGGGGAGGGAGAGGCCCUGGAGGAGCUUGACACUGGAACCCACCCGUGCAUAGCCUCCUCGUCUGUGUUCAGCCCCUACCCUUCCCUCAGCGUGGAGAGCCACGGCUCUGCCACCCCCCUCAUCAUGUGUCGCAGUCCCACAGAUGUGAAGAGUAAGAUGUCUCCCAGGUCAAACUUGAAGUUCCGCUUUGACAAGAUGAGUCACGCCACAACUUCCGAAUAGAAAUCUGGAUUUUCCAAAAAAGGGACAACACUGUUGGAGCAAAGAACAUCCCCAACAUCACCAACGCAUUCACAUUGGAAUCACAAAAUGUACUGAACUUCAUGACUAAAGGGAAUUAAGUGGAUUAGCUAGUGCAUAAGAGCACACACGCAGACAGAUACUGAGCUGGAAAGGAGGGAGAAUCCUGUGAGUCCUCUCAGUAUCUCUCUCUCUCUCUCUCUCUCUCUCUCUCUCUCUCUCUCUCUCUCUCUCUCUCUCUCUCUCUCUUGCUCUCGCUCUCUCUCUCUCUCUCUCGAUGUGUCUGGUACAGAAAUAGCUCACAGUGAGAGGCUAGGCGCCAUGUGUUGCUGAAAUUCUCAUCUGUAACAUUAACCUCAUACAACAACUAGACAAGGCAAGGUUUAAAGGUCCAAUGCAGGCAUUUUAUCUCAGUAUAAUAUCAUUUCUGGGUAACAAUAAAGUACCUUACUGAGAUUGUUUUCAAAUGGUCAAAAAGAAACAGAAAUAGCUCCUUAGCAAAGGAUCCUUUCUCAAGCAAGAAUUUUGCUAGGACUAUCUGGGAGUGGGGAGGGGAAAACUCAAACUUAUUGGCAUAGAGGUUGGGAACUCUCUUUCUUAUUGGUCUAUUAACCAAUGUACUGCGUGGUGAUGUCACCAAUGGAAGGCCAAAACUCCAUCCUACCAGAACAGGCAGAAAUGUCAGGGCUUUUCAAACAGCUCUUACACUAAAAUGGCAUUAACACCAUUUUCACAAUUUCACAGUAUUAUUCCAACCUCAUAGUGUGGAAAUAUAUAUAGAACACAGUAAAAGCUAGUGUUUGAUUGCACUGGGCCUUUAACCUCACAACAUUCAUCGUCAUUGAUUUACGAAACUGUGGUUAUAGGUCACUUUUUCGCUGCACUCAUCUCUUAGAUUACAGCGAUUGUUCAUUGUGGUCCUCUUCUGCUACGAUCUCCAUAUAUGGGUCCAGGAGGGUGUAAGUUGUGGUACUGGCCUUCAGAAACGGAUGUUGUUUCACCAUGGGAAAUGUCUCUCUUGUCUUUACCCCAGUUUGUCUGUCUGGGGACAGUUAGUCUAUUGCCUUACAAGGAGUUCUUCCGGCAGUAGUUUCGCUUCUUUUUGAGUCACCUGUUGUAAAUGCUGGUCGUCUUCCCCUCUGGCCUCACACACAUUACAGUCAAUGCAGGUCAAUAGAACGGAUCAAUCCACAAUAGAGAAAGAUACAGUAUUUAGAUACUGCAUAGAUUCUAGGGUUGGGGUCCGUUCCAUUUCAAUUCAACUACUUAUUUUUGAAUCUUAUAGGAAUUACAUUGAGGACAAUAAGGAAUUGGAAUUGUUGUUUACUUCCUGUUUCCGACAUGGAAUUGAUAGAUAAGGCAUUUAUCUAUAUGGCUCAAUCCUCAUCAAACAGUAUUGAAGUGAUCGGGUUUGUCUUAAGCUGCCGAAGGAAGGGACUUGGCCCUCAUAAAUCAAGUGCUCCAUUUGUGGAGAUUUGCUCACACGAAAAGAAAAAUGCCAUUGCGCUCUGUCACAAGCUUAAUUUAGCCAAAGUCGCGCCUUACAAUCUAUCUGAAACCCUUUCACCUUCCGGGUGCUUCUCACUGUGUGAGAGGUUGAGCAGAGAGUUUGGAUAAGGUUUAUUGUGGUUUACGUUUAGCUGUGGGUGUCUGAGGAAUCCAGACCUGGGUUCAAAUACUAUUCGAAAUCUUUCAAAUACUUUGAGUGUGUGCUCUUGCCUGCCUGCUUUGCCGUUUUGGGACUAUUGUAUGUGUCCAUUAAGCCAGACAAGGCUUAAUCAAGCACAAAGGACGUAUUUGAAAAGGAUUAAUGUAGCAUUUGAACCGAGGUCUGUUUCUCACAUGUCCUUAUAUAAACAGCCAGUUGUAUUUCACCCAAUGAAUCAAUGUUAAUUGAAAACAUGUCUGCUUCUAAAAGGGUGCAUGUCUGAGAAACUCACAGUCUGCUCCAUGGAAAUAGUUUUCAGUCGUUAAAGUCAUUUCACAGUGUUUUUUUUCUCUCACUAACAGUUCUCCAAAAAUAAAUAAUUGGCAAUAUAAUAUUUUAAAGGGAUCUUGCAUAUUUUGGAACUGUGAUUGAAUGCCCUGUGAUUUUGAUGGUUCAUUUAUCAGUCUUAAGUAGAAGCAAACAGCAAAAAACAUUUGAUCUUACAAACCCCAAAACAAUAUUAGUGCAUUGUAGUUCCAAAAUAUAUGAUGGCUUUACCUUGUUGCAAGCUACGUGAUUACAAACCAAUCACGUGUGAAUGUCUUCACCCAGGAACACAUCGAAAUUGCAUGGUCUCCAUUGAUGUGACCAAAUCAGUCAGCUAUAUUUGAGUUUGGGAGAAUAUCCAUGCACUAUAGCUGUAAUGAGGUUCAUUCUUAUCGCUGGAGUAUUUGUGACUGGAGUUCUGUUAUGUGGUACACAAAAACUCAGAAAGUUGAGCAGGCCAGAAAGUUAUAUAGGAACUAGUCUUUUAGUUUGUAGAGGGCAUCCACAAGUGCCCCUCAGCCAACUCUUUGUUAAUAAGGCCAUAAUUUAUUGAUUUUAUCUUUUGCUAUUGAUGUUAUGUAAAAAUGUAAUUGCAGAUUAAAUUAAUGAAAGAGGUCAAAUGAAAGGAAAUGUUCAUUUAAAAACGCCUAAACAUGAAUAUGUAUAUUUCGUUAUGUAAUGUGCCAUUAAGAAUUUAUUGUAAAAUAAAACGUGGUAUUUUGUGUCAA